Messenger RNA from Zophobas morio, 1705 nucleotides. RefSeq lists its product as uncharacterized. Lineage: Eukaryota; Metazoa; Arthropoda; Insecta; Coleoptera; Tenebrionidae. The record is from RefSeq and is a predicted model, not a curated record. The coding region runs from base 283 to 1608 and encodes 441 amino acids. The transcript has 5 exons.
UUUGGACUACUCCGUAUUGCAUAAUUGCGGCGAGAGAGACAAUCCUGCCGCGGCCGUAGACGAAGAGUAGUAGUGUAUCAUGUGACUCCCCACGGCCCGGCAAUCUACAAUUUCAAAGAACCAAUCCUUAAACGCUAGUGCUUGGUGCGGACGUGCAUGCGACCGCAGCGUCGUGCCGGUUUUCGGUAAAAAAUGUCCAAACCGACAGUGAAAGUGUGCUUUUAAUGAGACGACGACGAAAAAAAUCGUGUACCUGAAGUGUUCCUAAAAGAGAGACCAAAAAUGUGCAGGUUUGCGGUUGUAGCUUGUGCGCUUUUACUAGUCAGUUCCGGAGACGUCCUCAUACGGACCGCCGAUUCUUCGUUGAUCAGCGCCAGCACGGAGCUAUGCGGCAGCGACACAGAAAUAGAAUUGACCAAAUCGGGGGAGACAUCAACCAUGACGGUCACGUUGGCACCCAUCGAACACAACAGCAUCUGCAAAAUGCGCGUGACGGCGCCGUCGACGCACGUGAUUUACAUGCAGUUCGUGGAGCCCAGCCAGGAGGUGAAGCGGGCGCUCAUGCUCAACAGUUCCGGUACCGCGCACCCCCCCUGCGUGAUGAGCAUCUUUCUGCCAGAGAACACGCGCCUGCCGGUCUGGAAGGGCGACCCUUGCUCCGACAACGCCCUCACCGAGGUGGACUUGCUCACCUCCGACUUCAAAAUCGUGUGGAACCCGCCGACCGACCCGUCCUUCACUCGAGGAAGAAAAUUCGUCUUGACGGCAGUGGGACAAGGUCAGGUGUGCAAGGAAGAGGGGCAGCACACGUGCAUGAGGAUCGGGUGGGACCCCAUGAUGUGCGUGGCGGACACGCUGCUGUGCAACGGCUUCCCGAACUGCCCGAAGAGUUCCACGACGAGCGACGAAGACGAGAAGCUGUGCAAGAAGAGUUUCUUCGCGCCGACGUCGCUGGAGCAGCUGGCGGUUGAGCUGUUCAAGAAGUGGAAGCCGCCGGAUCUGGGUACUAACCUGAGCAACAAUAAGUGGCUGCACGAUAAGCUGGAACAACACGCAGCGUCGUCGACGUCCCGGGCGUUUAACAGCUGGAGGGAGUGGAGGGAAACGAGGACCGAAAGUACGACUUCCACCACCACGACGGAGAGGUCCAACGCGCCCAAGAGGCCGCCGAAAGCGACCGACUCCAUUUCGCAGGUCCUGUCGAAGUACGGGCCCUGGGGCUACCUGAUGCUCGGGAUGCUCAUCUGCGGCACAGUGCUCAUGUUCUGUGGUCUGUGGGAGUGCUGUUUCCGAAAACCAAAGACCGAUAUCGAACCCCCGGUGUCGCCCACUCAGCCGACGACGGUGCUGAUCAUCAAUCCACAGGAAGAAGUGGCUCCUAGUCCUCCCAAUUACGACGAUUUGGAUCAGCCGCCGUCGUACAGCAUUCUGUUUCCCAAUUUCAAAGUGAACCAAAAUCCUAGUGAUAGUGGACAAAGCGCGGCUCGCGCGACAGACGCUUGCGACCGAGUGCAAAACGAGAAUGACUCUAGUGAACCAACCGAGAGCGAGAGCAACUCUAGCGAUCACACGCAACAAGAGAAUACACAAAACGGCGAUGAAACGUGAGAUUUUCGUCAGCUUUAGUAAGAAAUUGUGAUAAUAAAUUCUCGACUGACUUUACUAUAUUUAAAAUGUUAUUUUUUUUUAAUAAACUUUGUCACAA